Molecule: messenger RNA, 1286 nt
Organism: Perognathus longimembris pacificus (Pacific pocket mouse)
Lineage: Eukaryota; Metazoa; Chordata; Mammalia; Rodentia; Heteromyidae
Gene: Rwdd1
Product: RWD domain containing 1
Exons: 9
Coding region: 655-1119 (154 amino acids)
Biological process (GO): cytoplasmic translation
Molecular function (GO): protein binding
Source: RefSeq, a predicted model, not a curated record
GGGCCUGGCUGUCGGUCCUCCGAACGGCGACUCGGGCUCUGCGCCUGCGUCCACCCGGCAGCCGGCGCGGCGGCGGCGGCAGCUGUCUCGGCUGCACCGCGCCGCCCAAGUGUCAGGCGAUCCAUGGGCCAGCGGCUAGGGCCACGAUGACAGAUUACGGCGAGGAGCAGCGCAACGAGCUGGAGGCCCUGGAGGCUAUCUACCCCGACUCUUUCACAGGCAGAUGUCUCUCAGCUACUCAUGUAUAGCUCCAGUCCUGUUCAUGUUCUCUCUCUCACCAGCAGUACAGCAGUGCUGUGAGGAUGUUAAGGGGAUGAGUGAAGAGGGGUUUGAGAGUGGCAUUAUCUGGCUUGAUUGCAAAUUGAUCCAACCCUCCUAACAACUAGUCUUCCAAAAUAUAAAUGGACUCUCCUGAUACCACAUUCUCCUUCAGUAGUGCUUCACAUGACAAGGUCCUGCUAAGUAUUAUCAGAAAAUCCACACAGCUUCACCAUUACUGUUACAUCUGAGGCUGGAGAAAAUGAUGAAACUGUUCAGACUACCCUAAAGUUUACAUAUAGUGAAAAAUAUCCAGAUGAAGCUCCCCUUUAUGAAAUAUUCUCCCAGGAAAAUUUAGAAGAUAAUGAUGUCUCAGACAUUUUAAAAUUAUUAUCAAUGCAGGCUGAAGAAAAUCUUGGUGUGGUGAUGAUCUUUACUCUAGUUACAGCUGUGCAAGAAAAACUAAAUGAAAUAGUAGAUCAGAUAAAGACUAGAAGAGAGGAAGAAAAGAAACAAAAGGAAAAGGAAGCAGAAGAAGCAGAAAAGAAAUUAUUUCAUGGCACUCCUGUUACAAUUGAGAAUUUCUUAAGCUGGAAGGCCAAGUUUGAUGCAGAACUCUUGGAAAUAAAAAAGAAACGGAUGAAAGAGGAAGAACAAGCAGGAAAAAAUAAGUUAAGUGGGAAGCAGCUGUUUGAGACUGAUCAUAAUCUUGAUACAUCUGACAUCCAGUUCUUAGAGGACGCUGGAAACAAUGUGGAGGUCGAUGAGUCAUUGUUCCAGGAAAUGGAUGACUUGGAGCUGGAGGAGGAGGAGGAUGAUCCAGACUACAAUCCCGCUGACCCAGGGAGUGACUCAGACUAAAGGACUGCUCCCGUCUCUAGAGAGGCUUCACAGCCACAGCAUCUGUGGCUAUGCUGAGAGGGUUUUGAUUUUCCUUUCUUUUUUCUAAGAAAAAAUCAUUUUCAGGAGAAUAUUCUUCUGAUAGCUUACAUCAUUGAACUUAAUAAACUGACCUUAAAAUUUCAAAU